Messenger RNA from Hypomesus transpacificus, 1267 nucleotides. RefSeq names its product small nuclear ribonucleoprotein 40 (U5) (gene snrnp40). The record is from RefSeq and is a predicted model, not a curated record. The transcript has 10 exons. The coding region runs from base 1 to 1044 and encodes 347 amino acids. Gene Ontology annotation, molecular function: protein binding; RNA binding. NCBI's taxonomy places the organism in Eukaryota, Metazoa, Chordata, Actinopteri, Osmeriformes, Osmeridae. Gene Ontology annotation, cellular component: catalytic step 2 spliceosome.
AUGAUUGAACCUAAGAAGAGACCAGGCGAUAUGGCUUUGGUCCCCACCGAAGUGAAGCGGCCCCGGACUGAGCUGGUUGGUGCGGCGCAAUCCCAUCAACUCGUGGCGAUGGGUCCGCCAAGAAGUUCCAGUUUGCAGGCUCCGAUUAUGCUAAUGUGUGGUCAUGAAGGAGAGGUCUACUGCUGCAAGUUUCACCCCAAUGGCGCUACUCUCGCAUCUUCAGGAUAUGACAGGCUCAUCUUGAUGUGGAACGUGUAUGGAGACUGUGAUAACUUCGCCACUCUGAAAGGACACACUGGAGCAGUGAUGGAGUUGCAUUAUAACACAGAUGGAAGUAUGCUGUUUUCCGCUAGCACAGACAAGACGGUAGGUGUGUGGGACAGUGAGACAGGUGAGAGGAUCAAGCGUCUGAAAGGCCACACCUCCUUCGUUAAUUCCUGCUACCCCGCCCGCCGUGGCCCUCAGCUCGUAUGCACCGGCAGCGACGACGGCACCGUCAAGCUGUGGGAUAUUCGUAAGAAGGGAGCUGUCCACACGUUCCAGAACACCUAUCAGGUACUGGCAGUCACCUUCAAUGACACCAGCGAUCAGAUCCUAUCUGGAGGAAUCGACAAUGACAUCAAGGUCUGGGACCUGCGUCAGAACAAACUGAUCUACAGCAUGCAUGGCCAUGGGGACUCCCUGACAGGGCUCAGUCUGAGCUCAGAGGGAUCCUACCUACUCUCCAACUCUAUGGACAACACAGUGCGUAUUUGGGAUGUUCGUCCCUUUGCUCCUAAGGAGAGGUGUGUGAAGAUCUUCCAGGGGAAUAUUCACAACUUUGAGAAGAACCUGCUGAGGUGCUCCUGGUCUAAUGACGGCAGUAAGAUUGCUGCAGGCUCGGCUGACAGAUUUGUGUACGUGUGGGACACCACCUCCCGGAGGAUCCUGUAUAAGCUGCCUGGUCACGCUGGGUCUGUCAAUGAGGUCGCUUUUCACCCUGAGGAGCCUAUAGUCCUCUCUGGAUCCAGUGACAAACGGCUCUACAUGGGGGAGAUUCAGUAGGAGGGAUGUGUGUGUGAAUGUGCAAGUGUGCGUGUGUGUCUGUGUGUCCAUCUGUGGGAGAAUUGUACUGUUUACCCGUUUUAUGUGCGUCUGGGUAAACAAUCUGUUCUUUUAUAUGCUUUAGUUGAUUCUGAGAAACCUCAGGAACGCUUAUGUGAGUUUAUGAUGUCACAACAACAAAUACCUUUUUUUAUUUCUCCUAAUAAAAUGCAAAAAAACAAUA